Candidozyma duobushaemuli is the source of this 2580-nucleotide messenger RNA. RefSeq lists its product as uncharacterized. NCBI's taxonomy places the organism in Eukaryota, Fungi, Ascomycota, Pichiomycetes, Serinales, Metschnikowiaceae. The transcript is spliced from 4 exons. Gene Ontology annotation, biological process: phosphatidylinositol dephosphorylation. The coding region runs from base 1 to 2580 and encodes 859 amino acids. The record is from RefSeq and is a predicted model, not a curated record. Gene Ontology annotation, molecular function: phosphatidylinositol-4-phosphate phosphatase activity. Gene Ontology annotation, cellular component: endoplasmic reticulum membrane; endoplasmic reticulum.
AUGAAGCUUUUCCAUUUUGCGAAGGUUUUUUAUAUACUUAUCGGUUUGUCGUCCGCAUCGAGCUACUUUGACAAUGCUCAGGGCACAGAGUUAGAAAACUUUGAUCUUGAUUACUCAAUUGAGGAGUAUCCAGAUAUCGCUUACAAUGAUGUUGCGGAAAUGGAUGUUGGUGAACAAAUUAAAUUGCUCCACAACUUCUCCAACCGUGAAAAUAAGGAUAUCACAAUUGUUGGUCUUGGGGUGCUUUUAGGGACGCGAUCACUGGGAGCCUCUUGUGAACCUUACAUCAACUACUGCGAAUCAUCAAUAAUCGGUCAAAAAAUCAAUCUAGACUUUGGAGGCGGCAAUUUUCUUUUGUCGCCUCGGAUGUUUGUUGCAUUUAAUGAUGAAGUCAAAGUCGUCCAAGCAAGACCCCAGUUGACCGUUAUUAAAGAGAAGCCGCUUUCAUUCUUCGAUCCUCAACUUUUGUUUUUGGAAGUUUUGCUUCUUCUUGCUACGGGUAUUGGAUUAUAUCUUGCUGUGCCCUCCAUUUUCUCUCAGAAUCAAAAGAAAGUAUCCCAGUCCAAGAGAAAUCCAUCAAGAGCACAGGAUUCGACCCUUCAUGGGUUCCAAGUCAUCAUCAGCACACUCAAAAGAAAAAAAGCACGUCAAAUAUCGAACAAAGUUAUUGUGGAGUUUGUCAAGACAGAUUUGCUUGAUCUAUCAACUUUCAAAGACAUCACUCCAAGUAAAUCCAGGCACAACAAAACUUUAUUGGGGUUCAUAGGGUUGCAUUACGUGAAAGGCAACAUUCACCUCGGCUUCAUCACCAGAUCGACUAAAGUUGCGUCAACAAGACUAAACGAGAAAGUAAAUGUUAUUACCGACGUCACAUUUUACUGUCUAAAUAAUGAUGAGUUCGAUAAAACGAUUAACUUGAGCUAUGAAGAACUGGGACAUCAUGUCCAGAAUGAAGAAACAGACUUGCACACGAAAUAUCCGUCAUUAUCAGUGCAAAAACUUCUUAAACUGGGACAUUUUUACUACUCAGAUGACUUUGACAUCACCUCUAAUCUUCAAGAAAGAGGUAUCUCGAUGAUGGAUGGCAACCGUGUUUCAGCAGACACGCCUUACUUCCGAAGCUUCAUGUGGAAUUACAAUAUGAUCACUGAAAUGAUUGAAUUUCGUAAUGGGUUAAGUGCCAUCGAAAAGCAGUGUUUUGAUGAAGCAAGGUUCUCCACUAUCAUUACUAGGGGCUAUGCUAAGACAAUUAAUAUUAGUCUAGAGAAUAAGGACGAAGCACUUCUUACAUUAAUUUCAAAACAGUCUUGCAAAAAAAAGGGUCCUUUGUUCGGCGAUUGGGGGUGUGACGAUGAUGGAGCAGUCUCAAACUUCGUUGAGAGUGAAAUUAUCAUUUAUUGCAAAAGGUUUUGCUUUUCAUACGUCAUUGUACGUGGUAAUGUACCAACAUUUUGGGAGUUACAAAAUGCUUUUGGCAAAAAAAGCAUUAUUUCGAAAAAUUCAAAGAAACUUGUGUUGACUCGGUCGUUUGAGGCAGCCCAACAUGCGUUCACUAAGCAUUUUGAGUCUCUUGGUAUCCAAUACGGGGAUAUUCAUGUUAUUGAUUGCCUUCUGAGAGACCAAGGUUCCUACAAAGGUCAGCUUAAGGAUAAUUACAGGGAGCACCUUCAAUCAUUCUGGAAUUCGAGAGAGCGCACUCUGGAUUACUACGGGGAGGAUAAGGAUUUGUUUGCUGCAUCAGCCAACUUUACGGUUUCAGCCACAGAUAUGCCUAUCUCCACUUCGUUCAUGAAGAAAAUCGGAUACUCUGCAUCCAAUCCCAACGAACUCGUAGGGCCGUUGGUUGAUUACAUUCUCAAUUUUGGUGCUUUGUUCUACGAUUUUGAGGAUCAAUCUUACAUCGGCAAACAACUUGGUGUCUUUCGGGUAAACUCAUUUGACUGCCUCGCCAAGGCCAAUUUUAUUAGCAAGGUCAUCUCUCAGGAAGUUAUUGAACUAGCUUUCAGGGACCUAGAUAUUCAUGUGGAUGAACAAAUUCGCUCACAACAUGCAAAGCUUUGGAAAGAAAAUGACGAGGUUUUGAAGGACCUUACACAUAACUACCUCUCUACGUUGGCGUAUACCCCGGGUGAAAAAUCGAACAAGAAAAGUCUCAAGACUCAGCUUGCGAAAAAGUAUCUCAAUGUUGUGGGAGAUAUUCGACCUAACGAGAUGGCGAUGCGCAAGCUACUUGGCAGGUUGCAAACUCAAGAAAAUGUGAAAAUCUAUAAUCCACUUCAUCAGUAUGUUUCCGCUGAAUUACGCAAGAGAUCAGGUGAGUACAGCUUCAAGAAAGACAUCAAUAUAUUUGCGUCCACCUUCAAUGUGAAUGGCGAUUUGUGCAAGGAUGAACAAGUGAGCCAAUGGAUUUAUCCUCAAGGACUUCACGGCUCUAAGGAAUACGACAUAGUUUUCAUAGGUUUCGAGGAAAUUGUUGAGCUAACACCAGCUAUUCAUUUUGUCAUCAAGAUCAUCAAGCAUUUGUUCCAAAGCAGCGGCUUGGGCUUCUGCUUCGUUAACUUGCUUGAGCGCCGUGGCUAG